GCUUUACAGCGGUGUGAGUGUUUACGAUACCGGUGCAAACCACCAACGAGAAGCCAAGCAGCGUGAAUUUGUAGUAGGAUAUAACGUUACCGUCUUGACCAAUAUAUAACAUUAAUGCACUGUAGCAUUCACAAAAAGUAACCUUUAUGUAGGUAGCUAGUUAUUAGAGACUCGAAUACCGUAUUCAACCAGAGCUGUCACGGUCUCUCUGUUGUAUCGGGAAUGAUAUACGUUGGCUAGCUGUCAAACUAGCAGUCUCUAGACCAUCCUUGUACAAUUAACUAGUUUAGUGUUUAUCUGGAAAUAAGAAUGAGUAUUAAAUUGACAACUCAGGCUUAUUGCAAGAUGCUUUUGCAUGCUGCUAAAUAUCCUCAUUGCGCCGUGAACGGAUUGCUGGUUGCUGAGAAACAGAAGGAGAAGAAGAAAGACAGCCAUUCCACUCCAAUCCUCUGCGUGGAUUGUAUACCACUAUUCCACGGCACGCUUGCAUUGGCACCUAUGCUGGAAGUGGCACUUACAUUGGUGAGUGAAUUGAAAGUCUUUAUCUUCUAUUCACAUGUAAUGUUUCAACAUUUUUCAUGUUAUUCCAUUGCAUUUUCACCACUGCAAGUUCUGGGCCUGUUGAAGUAGAAGUUCAUUAACAGCUGUCAAUCCUGCUGACAUGUCAAGCUAAUGUCAACAUUAUGGUGAAGGAAGUUUCUGAUGUACUUGUCCGUUGGUGGAGUUUAUCAGAAACUUCCUUCACCAUGGAGUUGAGUUUAGUCAGCUAAUGUCAAACAAGCUAAUAUUUUUUUUCUUUCCCCACUUCCAGAUUGACACGUGGUGUAAAGAGAACAAAUAUGUCAUAGCUGGGUAUUACCAAGCCAACGAGCGCACAAAGGACUUCAGGUAACAAGAUUUUGAUACAGGAUCCCUUUCAAGUUCUGUGGAGAGUUGUGUUGAUAUGAUACACAAUGUACUCUAUCUUCUUUUGACUCCCACAGACCUAACCAGGUUGCUGAAAGAGUUGCGGCCAGGAUUGCAGAGAACUUCAGCGAAGCAGCAAUGAUUAUGGUAAUCCUCUAUCAGCCGACCAAUAUCAGAACUGCCACAUUACUGAAUUCACACAUAAGACCUACACUGACAACUGUAUCUCUAAUAAUGUUGUUUUCCUCAGGUGGACAGCACCAGAUUCACCAUGGGCUGCUAUGAGCCCAUAUUAGCCAUCUAUGACCACCAUGAAAACAAGUGGAAAUGCAGGGACUGUAAUGUGUAAGUGUUCCUGAGCAGAUAGGACUGUCCUAAUAUGUCAUGUGGGCUAGAUAUAUCACAGCUACUGAACAGCCAUUUAUCCAAAAAGAUUUGGACGUGCAGACAUUUGACAGUCUUAACCGCUAUACCAUAUACACAGGCUGUCACCUCUCAGAGAUCCUAUUAAAUUACUAAUUGGAUCUAAUAUGAGUUCUAAUAUGUAAUUCUAUGGUCGGCCUUGCACACCGUAUUGCAACACUGCAGUCUUGCAUUGCAACAUUAAUAAGAAAUGUAGUCAUUGACAAGGUUAGAAAUAAUGAUUUUUAAUUGAAAUAAUGAUUGUGUCCAUCAAACUUUGCUUUCGUCAAAGAAUCCUCAAUUUGCAGCAAUUACAGCCUUGCAGACCUUUGGCAUUCUAGUUGUCAAUUUGUUGAGGAAAUCUGAAGAGAUUUCACCCCAUGCUUCCUGAAGCACCUCCCACAAGUUGGAUUGGCUUGAUGGGCACUUCUUACGUACCAUACGGUCAAGCUGCUCCCACAACAGCUCAAUAGGGUUGAGAUCCGGUGACUGUGCUGGCCACUCCAUUAUAAACAGAAUACCAGCUGACUGCUUCUUCCCUAAAUAGUUAUUGCAUAGUUUAGGGCUGUGCUUUGGGUCAUUGUCCUGUUAUAUUCGGCUCAUGUGACAAAUGUGAUUGGAUUUGUGAUUCUCGAACGUGAAGCUGAGGUUCUGGAGUGUUGGUUUGUGUGUGUAUCCAGGGACUGCUUUGAGGACUGGUGUGAGGCUCAGAAGAUCACGUCGGCUCUGCUGGAGGGCAGGUCCUACGAGAGCCUGAUCGACUUCGACAAUCACCUAGACGACCUCAGGAAUGACUGGACCAACCCUGAGAUCAACAAGUCUGUGCUGCACCUGUGCUAAGCCUCCCAGCCGAGUGACUGCACUGCACUCGACAAAGACAUUGCGGCCAAAACGGCGUUGGACGUGCCCUUUACUACUGUAGCGCAGGAAUGCAAAGGGCUGAAUGCUAAGUCUUUGUUCCCAGUGAAUUGCUCUCACAGGGAAGAGAGCUUUCAGAGCACUGGCCAGUUGUAUUUUCAUGGGUAAGCAGGACACGGGUACCAUUGGGAUCUUUGUUCCCGAAGUAGGGAGGAUCAAGGUGAUCAAGACCUUGGUGUCGUUCAAUGCAACAUGUGUUCAUUUUCUUUCUCAUUUUUUGAGUAUGGUUUUUGUAUGCUAAUAGUUAGUGAAGAUGUAUGCGUAAUUCUGAAUUGUAGGGAAAAAUGAAUAUAAUUUAUUUUGACUUAUAUUUAAUACUUUAGGUUCUUCAGAAAUAGUAGUCUUAAAGAGAUGAUAGUCAUUAUAAAUUAUUGUUCUGAGAUUUGACUUAUUGAAAUAUUACAGAAUUGUACUAAACGAGAUAUGUUAUGUUUUUUUAUUUCACUACCUAUUAAGUCUUAAUGUUUAUAUUCUCAGAUAACUGUUUUUCUUAUAAGAGAUAG
This is a messenger RNA of Coregonus sp. 'balchen', 2729 nucleotides long. Lineage: Eukaryota; Metazoa; Chordata; Actinopteri; Salmoniformes; Salmonidae. The record is from the annotation of a GenBank genome assembly.